AUGGAGACGGGAGGCGCAUGCGAGCCCCCGGACUGGCGGACGUUGGACGUGGAACUGGUCCUAGACCCUUGGAAGAGGCUGCUCGGUGAGGAGCCGGUGGUGGUACAGGGACAAGCUGAGGACAGGAGGUUCAGUAGCUACAUUGCGCGCCCAGCCAUGGCCCCUGCCAGCCCUGUGUGGUCCACCGCAGGCAUCUUAUGGGCACCGGGAGCAUUGUUGCUGGUAAUCCUGGUGCCUUGGAGGCUAUGGGCAGCUGAGGAGGAUAUCCAGAUGUGCACCUGGCAGGUGGUCCUAAACAGGUUCCACAGAGUUGGGGUGGCCACCUCCACCGUUCGCUUCUAUGAACAGGAGCCCGAGGACACGGUGGGCAGCGUGUUCAGCAGGCUAACUGACUCACCCAUCGACCCGAAUGAGGAAUAUCUGGGCUUCCCUUACUAUCUGAAGGUCAACUUCUCCUGUGUGGGAAUGCCUUCCGAGAGACUGGUCCGCAGGAGCCACCUGAUGGGGAUGAAGCCCCUGGUGCUGGUCACCUUCUAUUUCCCGGUCAACUUCUACCACUGGAAGAUAGAACAGCUGCAGAUCCAGAUGGAGGCAGCUCCCUUCCGAAACAAAGAGACAUGCUUGGCCAGUGAGGUGUGUGGUAUGAGCUGGUACACACCCAUGCCCCUCAAGAAUGGCAGUGUGGUCAUGCGUGUGGAUGUCAGCAGUAAUGGUUUGGGGCCCUUCAUUCCUCCAAAAAGCUUCUACAUGAAUAUCAAUGGUUUCUUGAAGACAGAUGAGAAGAAGAACAUACAAUUCACCAUAGGAGAUGAGAUCUUUUCCAUUACGCCCCGGUACUUUGAGAAUGUCUCGUCGAGGCCCCUGCGGUACACUCUGGACCACACACCUGUGCUCAUCCUGGGUGGCAUUCCCAAUGAGAAAACCAUCCUGAUAACAGACACCUACUUCCAGGAUGUCUCCCUGGUGGAGCUGAGCAUCGACAGUUGCUGGGUGGGUUCCCACUACUGCCCCCAGACUGGCUUCUCUGCCACCAUCCAGGAUGCUGUCUCCACUGAAACCACUCUGUUCAUACGGCAAAACCAACUGGUCUACUACUUUACAGGCGCCUAUACCACCGUCCUGGAUAAAAGCCACAUCAGCCGUAGCUGGGUUCGAGUCCUGGCCAACGAGUGCAUCAAAAAGCUGUGCCCCGUGCAUUUUGACAGCAAUGGCACCGAGUAUGUUAUUGCCCUGACCAUGGGCAAGCAUGAGGGUUAUGUUCACCUUGGGACUGUCAGAGCUGGUGAGGUGGCCUUCCAAAUGUUUCCCAAGCAGUGGUCAGUGUGCGAGAAAACAAAUGUUGCCAAGUGCUCCAUUAUCUGGGCAGCCUUGAUAUCGGGUGAGUUCAUCAUGCGGCUGCUGGUGGAGAACAUGGAGCAGAGUUCCAGGAAGAAAUACUUUACCGUGACCAGCUACAACAUAAUAACUGAUGAGCUAGAAGUCCUCUACACCUUCCCAGAGUUCAUCCCUGACGCUCAUGGCUUGGAGUUCCUUAUGAUGCUCGGGAUGGAGACUUACACCGAUAUGCCCAUGAUCCCCAGGGGCAUGCUGUUUAACACCCACAACAAUCUGCUGUUCCUCUGGGGUAACUUCCUCCUGCAGAGCUACAAUAAUGAAAACUUCAUCUACCUGGCGGAUUUUCCCAAGGAGUUAUACAUCAAAUUCCUGGUCAACUCAUUCCAAGGAGACCUGGCGAUUGUCACAGACACAGAGGAGGUCUGGUACCUACAGGAGGGCAGCUACUCGGUGUACAGGCUGCUCCCAUCCAGGGGCUGGGACAUCUAUGUCAGCCUGCAAAACAUGCACCAUUCCUCACUCUUCGCCCCUGAGGAAACCAUGAUCACCAUGUUUUAUGAUAGGGGCAAGCUAUAUCAGAUUGCAUAUAUUAAAAUCCAGGAUAAGGGCCAAGUAGUAAAGAGGCUGAUUCCGGUAGAGAAGCUGCUGAUGUACCAGCAGACAGACCACCAAGUGCAGCGACAGGGCGGCUACCUGAAGCUCUCCUUCAUCGACUUCUGCCCCUUCUCGGUGAUGCGCCUGCAGGAUAUACCCAACCCACAGGCCUACACGCGGGAGGAGCGCUACCUAGCACGGCCACCGCAUGUCAUGGAGCAGUCAGGCUUCCACAGUGAGAACUCGCUGGCAGUCUAUCAAGGCCUGGUCUACUACCUGCUCUGGCUGCACUCCAAAUACGACAAGCCUUAUGCAGAUCCUGAGCAUGACCCCACCUGGCGCUGGUGGAAAAACAAGAAGCAAGAUGCGGAUUAUUACUUCUACCUGGCAAGCAACUGGCGCAGUGCAGGUGGCAUGCACAUUGAUAUGGAGAGCUAUGAGAAGAUCUACGACCUCAAACCAGAUCAUAAGCUGCCAGAGCGCAUCUUCCUGGACAAGGGCACCACCUACAGCUUCAGCAUCUUCCUGGCGGCGCAGGGCGACUCUUUCCGCAUGCCGGAUGACCUGGACGCGGCCUUUCAGGUGCAGAGCAAGCUGGCGAUAGGCGUGGUGGUGGGGGACCCAUUGUGCCUGGUGGCUGUGGUGCAGCAGAAGGUCCUGGUGAAUCGGAAGUCAGUGCAGUUCUUGAUAACACUCGAGGACAAAAAGGUCUGCUAUGACCAAGGCAUUAGUGGACACCACCUCAUGAAAACUUCCAUGAUGAUCAAGGUGUUGGGAUCUUCUGGUUACUGCUUCCAUAAGACAAACCAGGGGCUGGCCAUGCAAGGCAGCCUGAUGGUGCCGGUGUUUAUUGGCUGCCCCCCAGGCAAGCGCCUGGCCUUUGACAUCACCUACACCUUGGAAUACAACCACCAGCAGAACAAACACUACUUUGACUGUGUGUACAGUGACCCAGAGAUGCCCUGCUUUCUCUUCCGUGACAUUUUCUACCCCUUUUUCCUGAUUCAAGAUUUGGUGACGGGAGACUCGGGCAGUUUUAAUGGCAGCUAUGUGCUGAAGGUGGUCGGUGGUGGACCCUCAAUGGACCUUGUCAGGGACUACAGCGAAGAAGAAAUCUACAACUACAACAGUCCCCUGGACAAGACCAAAAGCCUCAUCUGGAAGACAAAGACUGAAAGGACCACCAGUGACAAGGCCUUCCACGUCCUGUCCCACAACAGCUGGGGCAUUGAGUGGCUGUGUCUAGAGAACUCCCCGUGUCACGACACCAUGCCCCAAAGCAUCUUUCCCCCUGAAUUCUACUUCAAGGUGUUGGUGAGCAAUAGAGAUGUAGACUCGAGCACAUACUGUGACUACCAGCUCACCUUCUGGUUACACAUCCAUGGGCUCCCACUCAGCAACAAGCGGGCCAUCUUCAUUGUGAUGGUGAGUGAAGUCCAGGGCAUACUGAGCUGGGUGUGGCAAGUCCCCCCCACCCCAGACUGUGUACCCAGCCCUGCUGUCUGGUGCCUACAGGUGUCGGCCAGCUGUUUUAUGGGCAUGGUGAUGAUCUACAUUGCCUUCUGCCUCCUGUGGCCCUACAUAGCGAAUGCUUGGAGCUCAUUGCGCUGGAAGAUCAACAACCUAAUGGCCGCUGAAUCGUACUACACCUAUGCCACCUCCACGGCCAUCUUCAGCAUGGGCUCCCAGAUGAGCUUCCCGGAGAGCUACAGGGACCCUUCCAAAAUUGCUUCCAAAGUGUUCCAGGAAAAGGAGGAACCUGAGCCAGUGGAAUAAAGUCAUAGACUUGAGCCUCUGGCCUGCUCUAACCCUUAUCCACACUCAAGAGGCUCCCCCUCCCCCCUUUGCCGCCCCCCUCUCAAAUGCAGCCUGUCUCCCA
Perognathus longimembris pacificus (Pacific pocket mouse) is the source of this 3808-nucleotide messenger RNA. RefSeq names its product cation channel sperm associated auxiliary subunit gamma (gene Catsperg). The record is from RefSeq and is a predicted model, not a curated record. Bases 1 to 3705 code for a protein of 1234 amino acids. Lineage: Eukaryota; Metazoa; Chordata; Mammalia; Rodentia; Heteromyidae. The transcript has 29 exons. Gene Ontology annotation, cellular component: sperm principal piece; CatSper complex; motile cilium.